AUGGAAAGAUUGUCCGUUGUGUGGCCUCGCAUCGGGAGCUGGAGAAUGGGCUUCAAUCUACCACCAAGUGACCUUCAGCUUACCGCUUAUAGAUCCAUAACUACCAAUACAACAGAGACAAGAAGUGUCAAUGUCUUUGAAUACUCGAUAACAUCAUUCACAUGCAAGAGUGUAGGAUCUCGCCCUACAGCUCUUAUAUCAUGGAACAUUGGUUCUGACGACGACCUGGGUAGCACGACCACUACGUCUACCACGAAUGAGGCCGACCAAGGUUUACGUGACACACAGUCUACUCUACAGUUGAUUCCAAAGAGGAAACAUCACAAUAAACUUCUCCGAUGUGUGGCAUAUGCUGGUAUGAACCAACGUCAAACAGAAGUGAGGCUAAUUGUCUAUGAUUCUCCCUACCUUAAUGGAACAGAAGGAUUGCAGGCUGGAGUGUCGUCAAAUGUGAUCUGCACAUCGAACAACGGCUACCCAGCACCAACUUUUCGAUGGUACCUUGGAUCAAAGAACGUCACCAAAGAUUCUAAAACACAGUUUUCGAGGAAUCGAACUCUUCUACGGGAUGCAAGUAGUGUUUUUAAUUUCACACCCACAGUAGACGAACAUGGGAAACUCCUUGUUUGUCUAACUUUCCAACUAAACGCUGCAUCCAUGGAGGCUUGGAGUGUUAGUGAGGUUCUUCAUGUUUUGUAUUCUCCUGUCAUUGUGGACUACUCUGUUCGUCGGGUUUCCAGUGGUCAAAAGAGCGUUGCUGCUGUUCUUACAUGCACAUCAGAUAGCAGACCCCUAGCCUCAAUAACAUGGUUCUUGAAUGGCAAGGAACUCAUCAACGACACCCGCCAUCACAUUCGCCACAGUCAUUCACAAGAAGAUACCUUGAGGAAGUCCAGAUCCACCUUACUGGUUUAUCGUCUAUCAAAACCAGACGACAUCAGCUACUCUCUUCGUUGCUUGGCAACCUGGAAUCCCUGA
Strongylocentrotus purpuratus (purple sea urchin) is the source of this 978-nucleotide messenger RNA. RefSeq names its product vascular cell adhesion protein 1-like. Gene Ontology annotation, molecular function: cell adhesion molecule binding. The record is from RefSeq and is a predicted model, not a curated record. NCBI's taxonomy places the organism in Eukaryota, Metazoa, Echinodermata, Echinoidea, Camarodonta, Strongylocentrotidae. Gene Ontology annotation, cellular component: cell-cell junction. Gene Ontology annotation, biological process: cell-cell adhesion. Bases 1 to 978 code for a protein of 325 amino acids. The transcript has 5 exons.